CACUUCUGUCCUACCAGCGGAGCCGCUGUGGCUCUAUACCCCGCCCCCUUGAGAAACCGCCAUCAUGAAAUCUGAAAGUGGCUGCUGACAGAUGAGACGCAGUUUACGGCUGGUCAUUUAAGUUAGGUAGAGGCAGCACAGAGAUGAGCGAGGAAGUUAUGGACAGCUCUGCAGUGUCAGAGGAGGAGGUUGAUGACCAGCAGGAGGCGUCGCAAAACGACCAGUCCAGUCCUGACAAAAGUCCAACUAAAACGGCUGUCGUUGGUGAAAUUGUUGACGGCAAACGGGCAAAGAAAAAAGUGGAGCGGUUGGAUUUUCAGGCACCGAAGCAAAAAGAGAAACUCAAGUUUGGAGAUGGGAGUGGAGAUAAACUAGGAGACAUUCCACGUACAAACUUCCAGAUCACCAAGAUGAAACCAGCUGACCUGAAACCUCUUCACACCAUUCUGUUCGACAGACCGGGAAAGAUGGCCUCCAUAAAGAAGAACCUGCGUCUGUUCAACGGCUUUCCUUUCAGCGCCGACAGUGAGCAGUACAACAAGAAACGGGAGAAACUGCUGAAGAACUCUCACUUCACAAACUCUAAGCUGAAAGUUGUGUGUGGAGUGUUGGAUCUGGAGAAGAAAGGAACCCACUCUGACCUGGUGGACAGGAUCAUGACCUACCUCAUCGCCCCCAAAAACAGUGGCAAGCGGGUUCCUGUGAAGAAGAGGAAAUCGAAGAAGAAGCUUUCCGGUGACGACACCAAGACCAAGACACAGAAGAAGAAAACGUCCAAACCCAAGAACUCCUCGUCGUCACCGAGUCCCAAAAAGUCCAAGGCAGGAAGUAAGUCCAAAGCCAUCGUCAUGGACUCGAGCAGUGAUGAAGACGAUGAGGAAGAGAAGAAGGUCGGUGAGUCAGUAGAGGCCGAGGCUUCUGACCCCGAGGAGCAAGAGUCGGGAAAAGAAGAAGAAGAAGAAGAGGAGGAAGAGGAAAACUCUGAGUCUGAGGAGGAGCAAGAGGAGGAGGAGGCUCCAAAGUCGAAGCCAGCCCGAGGGAAAUCGGCUCCAAAGAAGAGACAGAGAUCACCGACGAAGAAGUCCACUCCUCCUAAGAAAAGGGCGAGGAAGGUGGUGUCAGAGGAGUCGGAGUCAGAGGAGGAGUCAGAGGAGGACAGUGAAGAAGUCAGUGAGAAGCCCCAAAAGAAAAAACCUGCUCCCGUCAAACCAGCAGCUAAGACGAAGAAGGCCGACAGCAGCAGCAACAGUAAAAACUCCAACGCAGCGUUGGACGACAGCUCUGACGACGACGAGCCGCUCAUCAAAAUGAUCAAGAAGGAGCCGAGCGACGAGCAGCUGAAGGAGACGGUGAAGAACCUGCUGAAGGACGCCAACCUGGAGGAGAUGACCAUGAAGCAGAUCUGUCAAAGGGUCUUUGACAACUUCCCAGACCACGACCUGACCAACAGGAAAGACUUCAUCAAACAGACAGUCAAAACUCUGAUCACAUGAAGAUCUGAAGGAGGAAGAACGUUCUCGUAAGAAGAUUUUUUGUUUUCACUUGUUUGUUGUUUUCACAUAUAUUUUAUAACUGAUUUUUUUUUUUAGAAAAUUACGGUGUGGGUGUUUUCACAUUUGUUCACAUUCGUCACAGUGUAAAUUUUUUAGUAAAAGUUUAAAACUAACACAAGCGUCUUUCCUUGUUUUUAAAUCCAUCAUGCUCAGAAAGUUUCUCCUGUAAAUAAACAAAAAGCUCCUUUGUUUAUUUUUAUUUUGUAUAAAAAUAUGUAAAAAUAUAUUUAAUGAUAACAACCUGGGAAAAAAACAGCUGCAAAUUUUUACUUUCUGAUUUGAAAUAAACCAUUUUGA
Cynoglossus semilaevis (tongue sole) is the source of this 1850-nucleotide messenger RNA. RefSeq names its product DEK proto-oncogene (gene dek). The coding region runs from base 144 to 1493 and encodes 449 amino acids. Gene Ontology annotation, cellular component: nucleus. Gene Ontology annotation, molecular function: DNA binding; histone binding. The transcript has 12 exons. The record is from RefSeq and is a predicted model, not a curated record. Gene Ontology annotation, biological process: regulation of double-strand break repair; chromatin organization. NCBI's taxonomy places the organism in Eukaryota, Metazoa, Chordata, Actinopteri, Pleuronectiformes, Cynoglossidae.